Molecule: messenger RNA, 4287 nt
Organism: Dreissena polymorpha
Lineage: Eukaryota; Metazoa; Mollusca; Bivalvia; Myida; Dreissenidae
Product: dynein axonemal heavy chain 2-like
Exons: 24
Coding region: 165-4115 (1316 amino acids)
Biological process (GO): microtubule-based movement
Cellular component (GO): dynein complex
Molecular function (GO): dynein intermediate chain binding; minus-end-directed microtubule motor activity; dynein light intermediate chain binding
Source: RefSeq, a predicted model, not a curated record
GAUCUGUAUCGGAGACAAGGAGAUUGAGUACAACCCGGAGUUCCGGUUCUACAUCAGGACCAAGCUGAGCAAUCCGCACUACACGCCAGAGAUCUCCACCAAGACCACCAUAGUAAACUUUGCCGUGAAAGAGCAAGGCCUUAGAAUCCUUGAACAAGAAGGACAUGACUGAAAUCAAAUCGUAUGCAAAACCCCCGACCCUUGUUGAAAAGGUCAUGGAAGCGGUUAUGAUCUUGCGCGGUCAGGACCCCACAUGGUCCGAAGCCAAACGACAGCUCGGUGACCAGAAUUUCUUGAAGCAGCUCAUGGACUUUGACAAGGACAACAUCACUGACCGAGUCCUCAAGAAAAUUGGGCAGUACGUAGCCCAGACGGACUUUCAACCAGAGAUCAUAGGGCGAGUCUCCUCAGCAGCCAAGUCGCUGUGCAUGUGGGUCCGCGCUAUGGAGGUGUACGGACGGAUCUAUCGCGUUGUUGAGCCUAAGAAACAACGAUUGAAUGCGGCCAUGUCUCAACUGAAAGAGAAACAGGACGCGCUCAGUGAUGCAAAAGCCAAACUUGCUGAGGUUGAGUCCAAGAUGGCUGAACUGCAGAAGCAGUACCAGGAGAAACAGGACCAGAAAGAGGAGCUCAAGAGGAAGGCUGCACACACCGAACUCAUGUUGGACAGGGCCGCUAAACUGGUAUCAGGCCUUGCUGGCGAGAGGGUACGCUGGGAGCAGACUGUGAAAGACUUGGAGGAACGACUGGGUUUCCUCAUUGGAGACUGUCUCAUAGCGGCCGCCUUUAUGUCCUACAUCGGACCCUUCCUGUCAAACUACCGUGACGAACUGGUGCAGAAAGUCUGGCUAGCGGAGGUGAAGAAACUUGGUGUACCAUGUGACCCAGGAUUUGAUUUCUGCAAGUUCAUGGCCAAGCCGACGAAUGUCCGUGACUGGAACAUCCAGGGGUUGCCUAGCGACAGCUUCUCCACGGAGAACGGUGUCAUAGUGACGAGUGCCAGUCGCUGGCCCCUCAUGGUGGACCCACAGGGGCAGGCAAUCAAGUGGAUCAAAAACAUGGAGGCCUCACGGAACCUGAAGGUGAUUGACCUGCAGCAGACGGACUACAUGCGGACCCUGGAAGGGGCCAUCCAGUUUGGGCUCCCUGUUCUUCUGCAGAACGUACAGGAACGCCUGGAUCCCUCCCUGGACCCCGUCCUCAAUAAAUCUCUCAUGAAGAUUGGUGGUGCGUACAUGAUCCGUAUCGGAGACAAGGAGAUUGAGUACAACCCGGAGUUCCGGUUCUACAUCACGACCAAGCUGAGCAAUCCGCACUACACGCCAGAGAUCUCCACCAAGACCACCAUAGUAAACUUUGCCGUGAAAGAGCAAGGUCUGGAGGCCCAGCUGCUGGGUAUCGUUGUUGGUAAGGAGAGGCCAGAUCUGGAGGAGAAGAAGGACAGCCUUGUGAGGAGCAUUGCAGACGGCAAGAAGAAACUGGUGGAACUUGAGGACGAGAUUCUACGGUUGCUGAACGAGACCAAGGGUUCCCUGCUAGAUGACGAGCAGCUGGUGAACACGCUGCAGGCCUCCAAGGUGACAUCCCAGGAGGUCUCGGAGCAGCUACAGAUCUCAGAGCAGACAGAGGUCAAAAUUGACGCUGCCAGAGAGGGAUACCGACCGGCAGCUGAGAGGGCCUCCAUCCUGUUCUUUGUGCUCAACGACAUGGGUCGCAUAAACCCCAUGUACCAGUUCUCUCUGGACUCGUACAUAGAUCAGUUCAAGCUCUCCAUUGACAAGUCGCCCCGCAGCGCAAAGUUGGAGGAGAGAAUCGUGAACCUCAACGAUCACCACACCUACGCCAUCUACAGGUUCAUCUGUCGUGGACUUUUUGAGCGCCACAAGCUGCUGUUCUCGUUCCAAAUGUGCGCAAAGAUUCUCGAGCACGCUGGCAAGCUCAACAUGGAUGAAUACAACUUCUUCCUUCGUGGCGGAGUGGUUAUUGACAGGGAGAAUCAGAUGGACAACCCAUGCUCGGGCUGGCUGUCGGACGUUGCCUGGGACAACAUCACGGAGCUGGAGAAGCUGACCAACUUCCACGGGAUCAUCACGUCGUUCGAGCAGUACCCCCGUGACUGGAACAUCUGGUACACGGCCAAUGAGCCUGAGAACACAGCCCUGCCAGGUGAAUGGGACAAUGCGUGCAACGAGCUGCAGAAGAUGCUUAUCAUCCGUUCCCUGAGACCUGACCGCGUCUCGUUCUGCGCCACCUCUUUCAUCACCAACAAUCUGGGCUCGAGAUUCGUGGAGCCGCCCGUGCUCGACAUGCAGCAUGUGGUGGGGGACUCGAGUACCAAGACGCCGCUCAUCUUUGUGCUCUCACCCGGGGUGGACCCGACCAGUGGGUUGUUACAGCUGGCAGAGCAGAGUGGUAUGGCCCAGAGGUUUCACGCGCUGUCACUGGGUCAAGGUCAGGCGCCCAUUGCCACAAGAAUGAUCAAGGAAGGUGUGAGAGAGGGUAACUGGGUAUUCCUUGCCAACUGCCACCUGUCCCUCAGCUGGAUGCCUCAGCUGGACAAGCUGGUAGAACAGCUGCAGGUGGAGGAACCUCACCCGGAGUUCAGGCUCUGGCUCAGCUCUAGUCCACACCCGGAGUUCCCCAUUGCCAUUCUGCAGACUGGCAUCAAGAUGACCACGGAGCCACCUAAGGGCUUGAAGGCCAACCUCAAGCGUCUCUACAACCUGAUCACAGAGCAGCAGUUCAGCCGAUGCCACAAGCAGGACAAGUACAAGAAGCUGCUCUUCGCGCUCUGUUACUUCCACUCCGUGCUGCUUGAGAGGAAGAAGUUCCUCAUGCUGGGCUGGAACAUAGCCUACGAGUUCAACGAUUCAGAUUUUGAGGUAUCAGAGAACCUGCUGAGUAUCUACCUGGACGACUAUGACGAGAGCCCGUGGGAUGCACUCAAGUAUCUGAUAGCGGGAAUCAACUACGGAGGUCACGUGACUGACGAGUGGGACAGAAGGCUCCUCAUGACCUACAUAGCAGACUUUUUCAACGACAACUCCAUCAACACUCCUUUCUUCCAGCUGUCAACACUUGUGACAUACUACAUUCCUAAAGACGGCCCCCUCUCGUCCUACAAGGAAUAUGUGAGCAUGUUGCCAAACAUUGACCACCCUGAGGCCUUUGGGCAGCAUCCUAACGCAGAUAUCCAAUCUCAGAUCCAGGAAACACGACUCAUGUUCGACACGCUUCUCUCCCUUCAACCUCAGAUCUCAUCCGUUGCUGGCGAGUCCAGGGAAGAUAAGGUGCUGGAACUGUCUGCAAACAUCUACAAACAGAUUCCGGAGAACAUCGACUAUGACAACACAGUUAAGAUUCUCUCCAUUGAUCCAUCACCGAUCAACGUCGUACUUCUACAGGAGAUCCAGCGCUACAACGCGCUACUUGUGGAGAUACGCAAAUCCCUGAAGGACCUUGACAUGGGUAUCCAGGGCUUGGUUGUCAUGACGGUGGAACUCGAGAGCAUCUUCAUCUGUAUCUACGACGGCCGUGUGCCACCCUCAUGGCUCAAGGCCUACCCAUCCCUAAAGCCCCUGGCAGCCUGGACCCGAGACCUCGUGCAGCGUCUAGACCAGCUUGAGAAGUGGGCGACCACAGCCCACCCGCCGAAUAUCUUCUGGAUGUCAGGGUUCACGUUCCCGACAGGUUUCCUGACUGCAGUCCUACAGUUGUCUGCCCGUCUCAACAACGUCUCUAUCGAUAGCCUCUCUUGGGAGUUCAGCGUGAUGACGGUGGAUGAUACGAAUAUCACUGGACCCCCGAAGGAUGGUGUAUACAUCAAGGGGUUGUUCCUGCAAGGCGCUGGGUGGGACAAGAAGAAUCAGUGUCUGAUAGAGGCUACACCCAUGCAGCUUGUCUGUCAGAUCCCCACGAUACACUUCAAGCCAGUCGAGAACAAGAAGAAGGUCACCAAAGGAAUCUACACAUGCCCAUGCUACUAUUUCCCCAACCGCACAGGAAGUAUGGGUAGACCCUCAUUCAUUGUUGCCACGGAAUUGAAGAGCGGAGAUAAGUCCCCUGACCAUUGGGCAAAGAGGGGAACCGCUCUGCUGAUGAGUCUUGACUACUAGAACCUGCAGACUUUUAUUUUCACAUGUGGUCUUUUGAUUCCACCUGUGGACUUUUACUUCACCCAAGGACUUUUGAUCCACCUGUGGACUUUUACUUCACCUGUGGACUUUUUUUCGUUUGCUGACAAAGAAUUAGCCAUUGAAUUGUAAUUAACAAAGUUUACUCGCAGAC